Rhizophagus irregularis DAOM 181602=DAOM 197198 is the source of this 3376-nucleotide messenger RNA. RefSeq lists its product as uncharacterized. Gene Ontology annotation, molecular function: telomeric repeat DNA binding; protein binding; telomerase RNA binding. Lineage: Eukaryota; Fungi; Glomeromycota; Glomeromycetes; Glomerales; Glomeraceae. The record is from RefSeq and is a predicted model, not a curated record. Gene Ontology annotation, cellular component: telomerase holoenzyme complex. Gene Ontology annotation, biological process: nuclear-transcribed mRNA catabolic process, nonsense-mediated decay.
AAAUUAUUUAAUUAUUCACAAUAUGUCAAGACGUUCCACUAAUAGAAAAGCUUCAAUACAGCUUGAUAACGAUGAGUUUGACGAGUACAAGCGCAAUGUUGGUCCUUUUUCAAGUGACCGUCGCUUGUACAGUCCGCAUAAAGAUCCGAUUGCUUACAUUUCAAAAUCAACCGCCGAAAUGCAGACAAAGAAAAGCUUAACUGAAACCGAUUUCGUUCCUCGCGCAAGUGGAAAACUAUAUGAUCCUUAUAGUGAUCAAAUGAUUAACAGCUGGCCAGAAACUAGUUAUGGACAAAUGCAGCGAGCUAUAGAAAAUUCUGAAGUGAAAUCUCGUGAUUCCAAACAUUUACGUACAAAAAGUGCCAAUGGGUUACUUAUGACCAUUGGAACUGCGAAAGAUAAAGAAAUAGCAAGUAAAGAAACUACUCGUCAAGAUUCUAAUAUGAGAGCUUUAAAGUCACUUACAAAAGAAUUGGUUCAAUUGGAAAAAACUGUUUCUGAUGCUUCAAGCCGAUUUACCAAAUACAUUAACGAUGACAACAGCGAUUCCGUCAUCAAUAUUCAUGAUGAAAGCUUUUGGCAGAAAAAAAUUACAUUGCACUUAUCAUUGGUUAAUAAAUAUUUUAAAUAUAUUCAUCUUAACUGCUCGUCAUCUGUCAAAAAUGACAUUGAGUCGAAAUGUUGGAAACUUGGAUUUUAUUCUUUGAUUGAGCAAUUCCGCAGUGCGGUUAAUCUUGAUCGACGUCGAUCUAAAAAUAGAAUAUCUUCAUCAUUUGUUAUUUCGAAUCAAUUUAGUAUAUUUCUGGAUGAAGCAGAGAUCUUUUACAAACGGUUGUUAAAACAGGUUGCUGAUGGUACAAAAUCGAUCGAUAAAUCGAUCGAGAAAAACAAACCUCCGAAGUGGAUUCGUUGUGUUUGCUGUUUGGGAGAUGUUACUCGGUAUCGUUGGACAUAUGGUCUAGAAGAUAAAGAAAGAACCAAAGAAUACUGGGCUGAGAAUGCUUCACGAUGGUAUCGUUUGGGAAUUCAUCUCAAUUCGAAUAAUGGAAAAUUCUACCAUCAUUUGGCCAUCCUGGCAAGUCAAGACGAACUUAAAGCACUUUAUUAUUAUUGUAGAAGUCUCAUGGUCAAUACUCCUUUCAUGAACACUCGCGAAUCUCUCGUUGCGUUGUUUGGACUGGACAACAUGAGACAAAAACCAAAAGGAAACCGUGGUUAUUUGCAGAGAGACAACUCAAAGCUCAAGAAUUAUUUGGAUAACCAACCUGUUGAAAACUUAUUUGUUCGACUUCAUGGAAUGCUUUUCACAAAAAUUGGUCUUGAGCACUUUGAUGAAACUUUUCAAAGUUUUUUGGACAAACUAUUAAAAACGAAUACUUUCCAACGCACAAGUAAUUCCAAUCGUCACUGGAUGGAAUUUUAUUUAUUCCUAGCAGUUAUUAAUUUAUCAGGUUUAUAUAAUUACGGUAAUGAAAACUUUAUUAUCGGCAAAGCACAAGCAUCAAAAAACAAGGAUGAUAUACAGUCUUUAGAUGCUGAUCCGAUUUUCGCUCAAGAAUCUAGACUCACUUUUAUCAUUAUGAAUCAUUUCAUGUUGAAAUAUCUCGAGUCCGAAGCAUAUCAACCUAGACAUGAAGUUUCCGAAGGAUGGCUUUUAUAUUGUGAAAUUAUAAUGCUUUGGAUGGUAGCAAGCGGUAUAUUUGAUGGUUUUGCUAAUGGCAGCAAUAAUAGUACUUGGGAAAAAAUAAUGAGAAAGUCAGACUUUCCAGGAUCUUGGGAAGUUUUUGCACGUUUCUUGACAAAUAUUACACAUCAAAUACCUUCUACGACGAAGGAGAAAAUAUUGGAUUCCGUAAAUAAUGACAUUGAACAAGAGUCGAUUGUCCAAAUUCAACCUCCAGCAUUAGCCGAAGAUUGGGAAUUACGCGGAAUUUCAUUAUUGCAGUCAAUAUAUGAACAACAUAAUUUAUUUGAACGUGCAAAUAAACCUAAUAUUAAUUUUGCUGAUUCCGAAGUGGAGGACAUCAUAAAUGUCUUUUAUAAUGAUGAACAUAAUUUUAUUUUGGAUCAGGAUGAAAAGACUCGUAGAAGAGUUAGAAUAAUGGAAUUGGGAUACAUAUUAACUAAGAAAAUUACCGGAUUGGAUUUUGAUGUUAAGAGAGAUUCAUUCACUGUAUCUUCCGAUUUAAAUGCAAAUGCGGAAUCUGAUGAAAUUAAGGAAAUAGAACAGCAGACUGCUGAACUGUCUAUUGAAGAAGAUGAUGAUGAUGCAAUUUUAUCCACAGAACCUUCUUUCGGAGAAGUCGAUGGAGAAUAUAGUGAAGAUAACAAUGAAGGCAUUAUGGAAUUGAAAUCUCGUCGCCAAGAAUUAGAAGCUCUUUUAGCCGCAAGUCGAAAUAAUAUGCACAGUUCUAAAUCAAAAUCUUCAGCAAAAAAACUCAAAAAGGUUAAACGAACAGCCUCAGGGAAAAAUUUCCUCAAUAGAAUUGUUCCUGGAUAUACUUCAAUUAUCGUUGAUACUAAUUGCCUUAUCGGAGACCUUGAAAUAGUAAAAAAAGUCAUUCAAAGUGAAAAAUGGGUUGUUAUUGUGCCUUCGAUUGUCGUUACUGAAUUAGACGGAUUGAAAUAUAACCCUCCACCUCUUGGGCAUGCUGCACAUGAGGCACUUGAAUAUCUCAAUGAAACAUUGUCGACUAAAAAAAUUAGAAUACAAACGAGCAAGGGCAACUACUUAACUGAUAUUAGUUUUAGCGAAGAAUUUGACUUUGGUAAUGGGGAAGACAAGAAGAAAAAUUUGGACGAUCUUAUUUUGGGCAUUUGUUUAUGGCACUCGAAACAUAAUGAAAAAAAUGGUCUUCGUGACAAAUCUAACGAGAAUAAUGAAGUAACUGUGUUGCUUACAAAUGAUCGAAAUCUAAGGGUAAAAGCUCGUGCCAGAGGAGUCAAUGUAGUAGGCGUGAAAGAUUUAACUGGAAUCGUUUGAUAAGAAGGGUUACAUAUUUCAUCAUUUUUAUUGUUAUUUAAUGUGGAUUAGGGAAUAUAGCACGAAAUUUUUUAAGUUCGUUAUUCCACAAGGGAAAUCUUUGAUUAUAAGAUUGGGUUCAGCGUCAAAGAGUUGAUGGCAUUAAUAUUUGUGUAUUUGCUUCAACUUAACCCAUCUAGUUCAAAGGCUUCGAAUUAUCCACAUAAAAAAAAUAAUAUUACCAAAUUUUUUGAAAUUUUGGUGCCAGUAUUUCAAAUAUGAUAAUGAAACCGCCAAUAUAACCUGUAGUUUAUGCAGUUUAUGCGAAUGCAUAAUAUUUUUUGAUUAUAAUAUUUAUUAUAGAACUGAAACUGUAUAAGAAAUUUUUUUUAUCUUGAUCAUAAUAAACAAAAU